Messenger RNA from Esox lucius (northern pike), 2846 nucleotides. RefSeq names its product heat shock factor binding protein 1b (gene hsbp1b). Gene Ontology annotation, molecular function: transcription corepressor activity. The transcript has 3 exons. Gene Ontology annotation, biological process: cellular heat acclimation. NCBI's taxonomy places the organism in Eukaryota, Metazoa, Chordata, Actinopteri, Esociformes, Esocidae. The record is from RefSeq and is a predicted model, not a curated record. Bases 137 to 373 code for a protein of 78 amino acids. Gene Ontology annotation, cellular component: cytosol; nucleus.
UGUGUUGCAACCGCCUUUUCACUCAGUAGAGCGUAGGAAAGUACUAGAAAAGGUUGCUGUGUUCAUCUUAGCAAAAUUUGAGCCCUUUAUAAUUUGUAUACCUCUUCAUAACACUGGUAUCGUUCUUAAAGAAAACAUGGCAGAAACGGAUCCAAAGUCAGUUCAGGACCUUACCAAUGUGGUCCAGACACUGCUGCAACAGAUGCAGGACAAGUUCCAGACCAUGUCAGACCAGAUCAUCGGAAGAAUAGAUGAAAUGAGCACCCGCAUCGAUGACCUGGAGAAGAACAUUGCUGACCUCAUGACCCAGGCGGGAGUGGAGGAGAUCGAGGGGGUCAAAGAACCACAGGUCAAAGAAGGACAAGGAUCAUGAAGGUCUCCAUACUAAUGGAUUAUCAUUAGUGCGCAAUCUCUGGAACUGCUCCCUUUAUCCAAAUUGUCCUGGAUUUAUUGGAAUUAAUUUGGUAUCAGGUAGAAAAGCUCUUAUUUAAGCUGUGAAAAUUCUGGCAAAGAUUUUUUAGGUCUUUAGUAGCCUUAAUCAAAUGAUACUGUAGUUGAGGUUUACCUUUGGAUGCCAAAUACCAAAUCCAAUCAGAAGUUUAUCAAAAUGUCUUCAAAAAUGUUUUUUAUUUUAUGUUAGUGUGUGGGUUAGUUUAAAGGGAAGAACAUUCACACGAUUACCCCAUUCAAAUGAUCAAGCGCCACCAUUGCUCUUAUUGUGACCUGGGCCAGGGUCCAGGUGGCACCCCGAAUGGUGCUGUGGUGAAGUUUCUCCCUAUAGAUGCGUCUUGGGGAUCCGGACUGAAUCCUGACCUGAGGCCUAUACUUUGAAACAAGUUCAACAGGUCCAGGAUAUCUUUUCGUUAGCUGGCUUCACUAAGCCUAAUAAACGCAAUUCGUUAAAUCAACUAGGUUUUCCCAAUCUAGCCACGAGGGCGUUCACAUAAAAGGUGCGGUAUUGUACCAUAUGACCAAUCGCAAACACGGACAAGUUUACCAGGGCCAUAUAUUUCAUUCAAGUGGAGCAAACGAUCAUGAAUAUGUAGGUUAUAUAUAAAACAAAAUGGUUGCUGCAAAAAAAAAUGCCUACUGUGUAAAUGCAUAGUUACAAGGCUUAUCAAUAUCACUGCCCCAGGUACAACUAGAUCUGACUAUAAUUACAAUUGUUUACUACAUUAAAUUAAUGAAUUUCUUAGAUGAAAUCUUAUUGCGUGUAAAAAAAAUAAAAUAAUCUCCGUAUUCUUUCAGUUGCAAUUCCUGGCAGUGCCAAGCGUCUAAGGAGCAAAUAGCCUAGAAAAAGUGAAACAUCAAUGUGCAUUUGAAAGGACUCCAUGGUGGGGAAGAUAGGCUAGCUGUGACACCUGUGCAAUGUGGAUUUCAAAGGAAUUACGUUUAAUUGUACAGCCUACUGCUUUUUCUGAAAACCCUUUGUGUCCAUACAGGCAAUGUACCAGUAUGACCAAGCAUUGACUAUCUUUAUUUUCCCAUUAUCUGAACGUUGAUGCUGUGGAAUGACUUGCGAUUAACAAAAUCGCCUUCACUCUCAGCGACGCUGUUAUCCGAAUAUGGGUGCAAUUUAUGGAACCGUUCACUCUUGGGAACCCUAUGAAUGGAGUAUGCUGCAUAAUAUACAACAGUAAACGACAUAGGGUCUACAUUGUUUAUAGAUGAAGUAGACAACGUAAGUUAUUGUCUACUUGCUAUUUCACACAAGCCCUCUUUAAUACACUGCUUGGGCAAAUGGCCUGGGAACACAUCUAUUAAGUAGGUCUGUUAGAGCAAGAACCACCUUGCAAAUUGCGUGACAGACCGUGUUUUUGUUUGUCUUCCGCAUCAACCACAGCAUACAUAAAACUACUGUAGCAAAAAACGUAACGCUAUACAUACGUUCUGUGAAACUAAGCGCACGACUUCAGUGUCGCACUGGCAACAUACGGCUCAAGAAUCUGACAAAGAUGUCAUCCCCUCUGCUGAGAAUAAAUAUAUUUCAUAAAGAUAUUCAUCAGAGAAAGCCAACGGGUCUUGUCGGUCUCUGAAUUCUCUUGCUUUUCUAAGACCCCUCACUAUCCGCGCACUAAUCUCCACGGGAUUUUCGACGAAAUUUUCUAACGAGAAUUGAUCAGUAUUGCGUGUUCCAGAGCAGGUUAGGUGUGUAGCAUGUUACCAUGACAAUGUAACCCGCUAACAAGCGAACCACCGCCGUGACAUUGACAACCCCGGGCCUUCAACCUGAAGUUAGUUUGCGGACCCCAAAUCCUGCUUCGUAUUAUAUGCUUCUGGGAUUAGCUUGUACACCGGAGUACGUUCUUUCUGGUGCGCACAUAUAUUGAUGUAGACUGUGGUUGAGAAAACAGUGGCCUAAGAACCAGAUUGGCACCGGAUGUGCUUUGGAAAACCUCGAAGGGACUGAAAUUAGGGAGGAAUGCGGUCGAAGUAAAAUAAACUGUUGUGAUUCUUGUUUUGUCUUCUCAUCUAGAAUGAUCAGAAAUAUUGUUCGCAGGGUGGGACUUCAGAUGAUGAUCGUGACUGUUGUCCCCCUUUCAGUAAAUGUAUUUACAUCAGGUUGCUUAGUACGGUAGCUAUUGGCAACACUCAUUCAACUGACAUCUGUAUAUAGACCAGGUAGUGCUUAGUUCCAAAAAAUGUAUGCACUGUCCUAUAUGUUCUGCAUUGGAGCAUCUGCUAAAUAACAUUUCACCAGAUGAGUAGACUGAGAACAAAUUAAUUUACCCUUAAGAUUUGCAAUAGUAGGAGCAGUGUACAUUUCCACUGUAAACCAAAUAUUUUGAUUGUGUUGUGAAAGGCUUUUGUAUAUUGAUUAUUGUAAUUAAAAGUUACAGUUGUUA